Messenger RNA from Daucus carota subsp. sativus, 964 nucleotides. Its product is annotated as endochitinase. The record is from RefSeq and is a predicted model, not a curated record. Gene Ontology annotation, molecular function: chitinase activity. Gene Ontology annotation, biological process: defense response to fungus; cell wall macromolecule catabolic process; chitin catabolic process. The transcript has 3 exons. The coding region runs from base 42 to 830 and encodes 262 amino acids. NCBI's taxonomy places the organism in Eukaryota, Viridiplantae, Streptophyta, Magnoliopsida, Apiales, Apiaceae.
UUAAUAUAUGAACUAAUAAGCUCUAAGCUCUAGUAAGCUAUAUGGGUUCGUUAUGCGGACUGGUUCUUGUUUUGAUGUGGACAUUGGGUGUUAAUGGAAAAGAUGUAAGUUCCUUGAUCAGCAGAUCUAUGUUUGAGAAAUUGUUAAAACAUCGAAACGAUGAUAUCUGUCCGGCCAGAGGCUUCUAUACUUAUGAAGCUUUCAUAAACGCUGCCAAGUCCUUUCGUGCUUUUGGAACCUCUGGUAACCGUGACACUCGGAAGAGAGAGAUUGCAGCCUUCUUAGCUCAAACCUCACACGAGACCACCGGUGGAGGUCCAGGUUUACCUGAUGGACCAUAUGCAUGGGGAUAUUGCUUCAAGGAGGAGCAGAACCCGACGGAUUACUGCGUUCCAGAUCCAGAAUGGCCAUGUGUUCCGAACAAGAACUAUCAUGGCCGUGGUCCUAUUCAGAUCUCCUACAACUUUAACUAUGGACCAGCAGGAAAAGCUAUAAGGUCUAAUUUGCUAAAAAACCCGAGUUUGGUGGCCAGCAACCCUACCAUUUCAUUCAAGACUGCACUAUGGUUCUGGAUGACACCGCAGUCCCUGAAGCCGUCAAGCCACGAUGUUAUCACUGGAGUGUGGAAACCAUCCGCAGCAGACUCUGCAGCUGGGAGGGUUCCUGGAUAUGGAGUGGUAACAAACAUCAUCAACGGUAUUGAAUGUGGUAUAGGGUCUACACCAGGUGGUGAGGGCCGGAUCGGCUUCUAUAAGAGAUACUGCUCCAUUUUUGGAAUUAGCCCUGGGAAAAACUUAGACUGUUACAGCCAAAAGCCUUUUGGCGGCUGAUUUUUAACACAUCUGCUACUAAAAGAUAUGCUUCGCGAACAAGUAUAAGCGAUUCCCACAGAAUUGAAAUAUAUGUACUAAUUGUUACUGCAAUCAAUUAAAAUCAUAGUUGCUUGAUUGUGGUGUGAGAAAAC